AUGGGAAAUCGACCAGGAAGUUCGCGUCCCACAAAACGCGAGAAUAAAUAUAAACAUUCAGAAAAUGGUCAUAAUAAUACAGGAAAAAAUGAUCGUAAUGUUGCACCUGCUAACCAAUUACUAUAUGCUUCACAAACAAAUGGUUAUCCUCAACAUCCUAGUCAUUUAUAUCCGAAUGGUUAUGGAGGACAUUCCAUGAAUAAUCCACAAGCUCAAUAUCUAACAACUCAAGCACAUCCACAUCAUCAUCCUACACCUAAUAUGAAUACUAAUCCAAAAAUAACUUCAAAUAAACUUAUUUAUGUGGCGAAUUAUGAUUUUAAUGGAACAUUAACAACUGGAGAAUUAAGUUUUGUUAAAGGAGAUAUAUUAGAAGUUAUUGAUAAAUAUACUUAUAAUGAUUGGUGGCAAGCUAGAAAUUUACGAACAAAACAAAGUGGCUAUGUUCCAUCUAAUUAUAUAUCAGCAUUGAAUGAUUUAACAGCAUGCGAAUGGUAUUUUACAGAAACAAAUCGUCGUGAUGCUGAACGAUUUCUUGAACAACCUCAUAAUGGCAAAGGAACAUUUUUAAUACGACCUUCAGAUACAAAUCAAGGACAAGAAUCAUUAUCUGUACUUGAUUUAAAUAAAGAUAAACAUUUUCAUGUUAAACAUUAUCGUAUACGUCGAACAAAUCAAGGCAUGUACUAUAUUAGUAGUAAAACAUUAUUUUCAAGUUUACAAGAUCUUGUUAAUCAUUAUCAAAAAAAUAUUGAUGGUCUUUGUUGUUUAUUAACUCGUCCGUGUCGAAAAAUAGAACCAACUGUACCAGCUGAUCGUCAUGGUUUAUUAGAAUUAGAUCGUUCGCAACUUACACGAACAGAAUUACUUGGAAGAGGAAACUAUGGCGAAGUUUAUAAAGGCAAAUAUGGUCAACGUGAAGUGGCUAUUAAAUAUAUGAAAACUGAUAAUAAAACUCGCGUUUAUAAUGUUGAUAAAUUUCUUGAUGAAGCGAAAAUAAUGAAAGAUCUUUUACAUAAAAAUAUUGUUCGAUUAUAUGGUGUUUGUACACAAGAAGAACCAAUAUUUAUUGUGACAGAAUUUAUGCCUACUGGUUGUUUACUUAAUUAUUUACGUGAUGGACAAGGAAAAAAUUUAAAAUUUAAAACAAUCUUAGAUUUUGCUGCUCAAAUUGCGAAUGGUAUGGCGUAUUUGGAACAAAAACGUUAUGUUCAUUGUGAUCUUGCUGCUCGAAAUAUUCUGGUUGGUGAAUUAGAUGUAGUUAAAAUUGCUGAUUUUGGUUUAGCAAAAAUUUUACAAGGUGGUCGUUUAUUAGUCGAUCGUGAAUCUCAAUUUCCAAUAAAAUGGACAGCACCUGAAGCUGCAACAAAAAAAGAAUAUACAACUAAGUCUGAUGUAUGGAGUUUUGGUAUUCUUCUUUAUGAAUUAAUUACACAUGGUUCAAAUCCAUAUCCUGGUAUGUCAAAUAAUGAAGCAUUACAAGCAGUACUUAGUGGUUAUAGAAUGUUAAAACCAAAUGAUUGUCAUGAGCUUUAUUAUCAAAUAAUGUGUUCUUGUUGGCAAGAAAAUCCAGAUAAUCGACCCACAUUUGAAACACUUUAUAUGCGUUUUGAUGAAUUUAUGAUUCAAGCUGAGCCAAGCUAUCGAGAGACAUAA
Molecule: messenger RNA, 1656 nt
Organism: Adineta steineri
Lineage: Eukaryota; Metazoa; Rotifera; Eurotatoria; Adinetida; Adinetidae
Source: the annotation of a GenBank genome assembly